Messenger RNA from Diaporthe amygdali, 2763 nucleotides. RefSeq names its product kinesin heavy chain. The transcript has 3 exons. Bases 1 to 2763 code for a protein of 920 amino acids. Gene Ontology annotation, biological process: microtubule-based movement; mitotic spindle organization. The record is from RefSeq and is a predicted model, not a curated record. Gene Ontology annotation, molecular function: microtubule motor activity; ATP binding; microtubule binding. NCBI's taxonomy places the organism in Eukaryota, Fungi, Ascomycota, Sordariomycetes, Diaporthales, Diaporthaceae.
AUGUCGAGUGGGAACACCAUCAAGGUCGUGGCCCGGUUCAGGCCCCAGAACCGGGUCGAGAAUGAGUCGGGCGGCCAGCCUAUUGUCAAGUUUGAGGGCGAUGACAGUCUCACAAUCGAUUCCAAGGAAGCCCAAGGCUCCUUCACCUUUGACCGCGUCUUCAACAUGCAAUGCAAGCAGUCUGAUAUCUUCGACUACUCGAUUCGUCCGACUGUUGACGACCUCCUGAACGGUUACAAUGGAACAGUCUUCGCAUACGGUCAGACCGGUGCCGGAAAGUCCUACACCAUGAUGGGGUCGAGCAUCGACGACGAGGACGGCCGGGGUGUCAUCCCACGUAUCGUUGACUGCAUCUUCGCGAGCAUCAUGUCCAGCCCAAGCACGAUAGAAUACACCGUUCGGGUCAGUUACAUGGAGAUCUACAUGGAGAGAAUCCGGGAUCUGAUGGCGCCUCAAAACGACAACCUACCUGUUCACGAGGAAAAGAACCGCGGCGUCUACGUCAAGGGUCUUCUAGAAAUCUAUGUUUCGAGCGUGCAGGAAGUUUUUGAGGUCAUGCGAAGAGGUGGCAACGCCCGUGCAGUCGCAGCAACCAACAUGAACCAGGAAUCUUCCCGGUCGCACUCCAUCUUUGUCAUCACGGUUACGCAGAAGAAUGUCGAGACGGGGUCAGCAAAGAGUGGUCAGCUAUUCUUGGUCGAUCUGGCAGGUAGCGAGAAGGUGGGCAAGACUGGAGCCAGUGGGCAGACGUUGGAAGAAGCCAAGAAGAUCAACAAGAGUUUGAGUGCCCUGGGAAUGGUCAUCAACUCCUUGACGGACGGCAAAUCAUCACAUGUGCCAUACCGUGACUCUAAACUCACUCGUAUCUUGCAAGAGUCUUUGGGUGGUAACAGUCGGACAACUUUGAUCAUCAACUGCUCGCCGAGUAGUUACAACGAUGCCGAAACUCUCAGCACCCUGCGCUUUGGUAUGCGGGCCAAGUCGAUCAAGAACAAGGCCAAGGUCAAUGCUGAGUUGAGUCCUGUGGAACUGAAGCAACUACUUGGAAAGGCCAAGACGCAGAUCACGACGUUUGAGAAUUACAUUGUAAGCUUGGAAGGCGAGGUUCAACAAUGGCGAGCAGGGGAGCAGGUCCCGAAGGAUAAAUGGGUACCCUCGUUGUCUGCGGAUGGUACGACCAAAUCACUGCCGGCCAGGCCGUCCACUCCUUCUAGACUCAUUUCAGAGUCUCGUGCGGAGACGCCCGUCGCAUCCGAACGGGCCGGAACACCUUCCAUACCCAUGGACAAGGACGAGCGCGAGGAGUUCUUACGCCGGGAGAAUGAGCUCCAGGAUCAGCUUUCUGAGAAGGAAACGCUAGCUGUCACGGCCGAGAAGGCACUGCGCGAGGCUAAGGAGGAGCUAGGCCUUCUCAAGGACCAUGACAGCAAGGUCAGCAAGGACAACGAUAAGCUGAACAGCGAAGUGAAUGAAGUCAAGAUGCAGCUGGAGAGGCUCAGUUUCGAGGGCAAGGAGGCUCAGAUCACCAUGGAUGCUCUCAAGGAAGCCAACACUGAGCUCACAGCCGAGCUUGACGAAGUGAAACAGCAGCUUAUGGACGCGAAGAUGGGCGCAAAGGAGAGCGGAGCCGUUCUUGACGAGAAGGAGAAGAAGAAAGCGGAGAAGAUGGCCCAGAUGAUGGCUGGUUUCGAUCUUGGCAGCGACAUUUUCAGUGACAACGAACAGUCCAUUGCCGAGGCCAUCAAGCAGCUCGACAAGUUCGAAGAGAUUAGUUCGGGAGGCGAUACAAUCCCGACAGAGGAUCUCAAGGCUCUUCGAGAGAAGCUUGUUGCGACGCAAGGCAUCGUGCGGCAGGCCGAGUUGUCCCUCUACAGCUCGUCACCAAGCAGCUCUGAUGCCAAGCGCCGUGCUGAACUUGAGGCCCGCCUCGACAGUCUUCAACAAGAAUAUGAAGAUCUGCUGGCGCGUAACCUCGGCGAAGGUGAUGCCGAGGAGAUCAAGGCUCGGCUUGAGCAGGCUUACGCUUCCAAGCAGGGUACCCAGAUGGAGCUUGUGGACGAGCUCAAGGCCGAUAUCACCAAGACGGCCUCCGAAAAUGAGCGCCUAAGGGUUCUCAUUGAGGAUCUCCAGCGCCAAGUCAAGGCCGGCACCGCGGCGCCGAUGGACAACGGCAAGACUGUCGCGCAGCAGAUGGCAGAGUUCGACGUUAUGAAGAAGUCGCUGAUGCGCGACCUUCAGAACAGGUGCGAGCGCGUCGUCGAGCUCGAGAUCUCCUUGGACGAGACACGGGAGCAGUAUAACAACGUCUUGCGAUCGUCCAAUAACCGCGCUCAGCAGAAGAAGAUGGCGUUCUUGGAGCGCAACCUGGAGCAGCUGACACAGGUGCAGCGGCAGCUCGUGGAGCAGAAUUCAAGCCUGAAGAAGGAGGUCGCUAUUGCAGAGAGGAAACUCAUUGCGAGGAACGAGCGCAUCCAGAGUCUGGAGAGCCUCCUCCAAGAUAGCCAGGAGAAGAUGGCACAGGCGAACCACAAGUUUGAGGUCCAACUUGCCUCCGUCAAGGAGCGUCUGGAGGCCGCCAAGGCGGGCAGCACCCGCGGCCUGAACUCGCCUACCGGCGCCGGAGGAUUCAGCUUCGCCGGCGCGGGCAGCAGAAUCGCCAAGCCACUGCGUGGCGGCGGCGGAGAUGCCCCCUCCAAUCCAACCAUCCAGAACCUCCAGGACAAUGCCAACAAGCGAUCGAGCUGGUUCUUCCAGAAGGGCUAA